CCGUGACCUCUGCAGAGGAGAGCAAUGACGGUACUGCGUUGCGCGGAGGACGAAUUGGAUUUUCAUCGAUGGGUGGAGGGGGUAGCUCGAGUACAUCGAGAAAAGACGUGAAAAUCAUGCCUGGCGUCGCAGAGGAGGAAAGCGAAAACAGAAGUUGGAAAGCUUCUGAUGCUGAUGUAAAAAAACCCAACACGACAACUACACUGGCGACGACAAGCAGCUUCUACAAAGCUCCUGCAAGAACGGCGCAGCACCAACAUCAAGAGCAACAGCGAUGGCAUGUCCAUCAGGAGGGUGCAGGGUUAUGUGCUACAGAAAAAUCGAGGGUCGUGGACGACCAUAAGAAUCCUUUGAAAGGAGCCGCCGAACUGGCUAGGUGGACGUUUGACACAAGUGAAGACACAAAUGCUGACCAGUUUUUCUCCGCAACAAGCCACCAAUCCGCGAUGGGGUUCCACCAUGCAGAAAUUAUCACGAGUACAACUAGUCAAAGCAACUUCAAUCCGCACUCUACUGUCCACGCCGCGGCUGUGUCCACCAAUCAUAUCGCUUUUGUCACCGGCGGAAAUGCCUCGAAUAAGGGGCACAGAUCCGCGAGCUCCAACGUAGCGC
Messenger RNA from Amoebophrya sp. A120, 612 nucleotides. The record is from the annotation of a GenBank genome assembly. NCBI's taxonomy places the organism in Eukaryota, Dinophyceae, Syndiniales, Amoebophryaceae.